AUGCAAAGACCUUAUGCCCACAUGAAAGCUUCUGAUAUGCAUGCAGUACUACUACUAAUCCUUGCAGCCAGGAAACCCAAGCUUGGACAAGAACAAGCAAUCGAUCAACCUCUCGAGAACGGCUACGGUAGAUCUGCUCUGAGUUCGAUGCGACGGACGGAGGAGAAUCUGACUACGGUGGAAGCGAUGACGACGGAGGAGGAUCCAGCAAUGAGAUGCAAAUUUGGGCCUUGGUUAAGAUAUGGAGUGUCCUUGGAUAGGAGCUUGUGGAAGCAAGUCAGGUCCCGGCGGCCAUGGCUGAAGCGCGGAGCAGCACAAACAGAACAGAACAGAGGUGGAGAUUAUGAUGAAGCAGCAGGUGGCUCUUCUUGUGCUGCUGCUGCUGUAUGUACUCGUGAUUUUGCUUUUGCUAGUGCCAAGCACUUGGGCAAGAUUACCACCAGAUUUGAUGAGCUGCGGCAGAGCUUGGAGAAGAGAAACAUGGAAUUGGCGGUAUGCAAGGAGUAA
Molecule: messenger RNA, 507 nt
Organism: Linum tenue
Lineage: Eukaryota; Viridiplantae; Streptophyta; Magnoliopsida; Malpighiales; Linaceae
Source: the annotation of a GenBank genome assembly